UGUUCGAUUUUAACAAUUAAUUCGGUUAGAAUAAAAUUAGCUGUCAGUAAUAUUUUCACGUUGGCCGAAGGUAGAUCUUGCCUCCCAAAAAAUCUAAGUAAAUAAAUAAACAAAAGCCCGACAAUGUCUUGUUGUUUAGAAUUUCUCACAACUCUGGGGGCAAUUGUUUUGCUUUAUUUCCUCUAUGAAUGUUUAAAAUCACCGGUUAAGCUGCUUUACUAUCAAUGGCUUGAAAGGGAAAAGAAAUUACCACCUCUGACAGAUAAAUAUGGCAAAUGGGCUGCCAUAACAGGUUCUACAGAUGGCAUUGGCAAGGCCUACAGCCGAGAAUUGGCACGCAAAGGAUUUAACAUUGUUCUAAUUGCAAGAAAUGAAGAAAAGUUGAGACAAACGGCCAAAGAAAUUGAACAGGAUUUCGGAGUAGAAGUUUCCACUAUCAAGGCUGAUUUUUCUCAUGGAGCAGUAAUAUAUGAUAAACUAUUUCAGGACCUGGAAAAGAGGCCAAUACGGUUAUUUGUUAACAACGUCGGAAUUGGUCACAAUCCACCCGGUAUUAUUCCCACCUACGAUGCCCAGCAUCUGUGGGAUAUGAUCCAUGUGAAUAUUGCUGCUGUCACUCAGCUAUCUCGACACUUUGUCAACUUAUGGUUACGGCAGGGUGUAACAGGAUGCCUUGUGAAUGUAUCCUCAAUACUGGAAAUGCAACCCUGUCCUUAUGGUUCAGUUUAUGGUGCUACAAAAGCCUACAUCACAAGUUUUACAAAGGCCCUCCAACUCGAAGUUGAAUCGUUUGGCAUCAACAUCCAGUUGUUAUCGCCGGCUGGGGUUAGAACCAAAAUCAAUAAAUAUUCUUCGUGGAUAUUGAAGGGGAAUCUAAUAGUUCCCACGGCCGAAGAUUAUGCCAAAUGGGCUGUUAAUACGCUUGGUAAAACCAGGGCCAGUACUGGUUACUUUUGGCAUGGUAUUCAGACAAUGGUUUUGAAAUUGAUGCCUACCCGAUGGAGAAGCGAAUUGAUAAUAAAGUUGGCUAAAAUAACUGUUGAUGAUACAACAAAUAUUAAUGAACAUGAUAUAAGAAGAAAAUAUGGAUUAUCACAGAAACUGUGAUCGUUUUCAUCUCAAGUAAGAUAAUUGGUUUUAGCUUCUUAUCGGUUCAUGGUGGGUAAACCUUAAUACGGACAUAGUAAUGGUUAUGUAUGUAUAAAUACGUUUUAACGAUAAUAUUUAAGUAGAACCAAUAAAACUUGUAUUGUUUUGAAAUAAUAACUCUUGUUGAUUCCCACUGGGAAAUGACGAUCAAAUUCUAAACCAAGAGGAAGGAACGUUCUCAUAUAAAUUAGGGUAUAAAAAGUAAAAGCACCAUUAUUAUAUGGCGAUACAAGAUACAAUGUCUGCACCCUGUUAAUGUUAUUA
Molecule: messenger RNA, 1413 nt
Organism: Musca domestica (house fly)
Lineage: Eukaryota; Metazoa; Arthropoda; Insecta; Diptera; Muscidae
Product: hydroxysteroid dehydrogenase-like protein 1
Exons: 5
Coding region: 124-1107 (327 amino acids)
Cellular component (GO): endoplasmic reticulum
Molecular function (GO): oxidoreductase activity
Source: RefSeq, a predicted model, not a curated record